Phalaenopsis equestris is the source of this 454-nucleotide messenger RNA. RefSeq names its product peptide deformylase 1B, chloroplastic-like. The coding region runs from base 17 to 439 and encodes 140 amino acids. Gene Ontology annotation, molecular function: peptide deformylase activity. Gene Ontology annotation, biological process: peptidyl-methionine modification. The record is from RefSeq and is a predicted model, not a curated record. Lineage: Eukaryota; Viridiplantae; Streptophyta; Magnoliopsida; Asparagales; Orchidaceae. Gene Ontology annotation, cellular component: chloroplast; mitochondrion. The transcript is spliced from 3 exons.
CGGCCGGCAAACAGCCAUGGCUCCCGCCGGUCAGGCCCGGCGCGGCUUCUCCUUCCAGGAAGACAACUUGGCCUCCCCUGCUGAUUCGUAUCAUGAUGCGCCGCUCAAGAUUGUUGAAUAUCCGGAUCCCAGGUUGAGGGCUAAGAACAAGAGGAUCGGUACCUUUGACGAGAGUUUGAAGAAGUUAGCCGACGAGAUGUUUGAUGUAAUGUACAAAACUGAUGGCAUUGGGUUGUCGGCACCCCAAGUUGGGAUGAACAUUCAGCUUAUGGUUUUUAAUCCUGUUGGUGAACGUGGUGAAGGAGAAGAGAUUGUGCUUGUAAACCCUGUAGUGCAGAAGUCCUCUAAAAAUACUUUUUCUUACAAUGAAGGCUGCUUAUCGUUUCCUGGAAUCUAUGCUGAUGUAGUGGUAAUUGUUAAUCUCUUCGACACCUGCUGAAGUUUGAAUGGAAGU